Molecule: messenger RNA, 1277 nt
Organism: Galdieria sulphuraria
Lineage: Eukaryota; Rhodophyta; Bangiophyceae; Galdieriales; Galdieriaceae
Product: Ran-binding protein
Exons: 2
Coding region: 51-1217 (388 amino acids)
Biological process (GO): intracellular transport
Cellular component (GO): nuclear pore; cytoplasm
Molecular function (GO): GTPase activator activity
Source: RefSeq, a predicted model, not a curated record
GAAAUAAAUGAUGACAGUCCAUUCAAAUUUUGGCAAUACUUUGAAAAUAAAUGGUGAAGAGAGCUGCUGAGAAACAGCUAACCAAAGAUGACCAAGAAAAUGAAGAAGAGGAAGAGAAACAAGAAAGCAACAUAUCAUCACGCACAGAGAGCAGCUUUACGAGAGCUUCGGAGGAAGAAAUAGCGAGGAGAAGGGUUAUCAAAGCAAGAAGAUUGCGACCAGCCUUUUCCAGUGAAAACAGUGCAGUAUCUAUGACAAGUGUAGAUGAGUUUCACAGCUCAUCCCAGGAUUCGAGACCACUUGCUUCCAAUCCUUUUGCUUCUGUUUCCCUUGUGCCAACCACCUCAACUUUGUCUCAGAAAGGAGGAGACGAAAGCAUUCAAGAAGAUUCAAAAGGCCAGAGUUCUGGCAGGGAUAAAAGUGAAGUCCAACAGGAAGAAAAACUUGAAAGCACGAAUGGGACUCACGGCAAUCCUACGACAACCGUUCAAAGGGACGAAGGUGUUGACAAAGUUGUUGAAAUCCGUUUCAACGAUACAAAUGAAGAGAAUAAUUCUGCUGUAGAAGAAAAAGUUUCAAAGGAAGCACAAGGAAAGAGUCAUCCUUUUGUACCAAAGAGUUUCGGAGGCUUUUCUGGUGGUGAGAUUCAUAUGGAUCAACUUGUCAAACAAAGCAAAGGUUUACAGUCAUCUACUGAUAGUAAGGAAUUCUUCUGGAAGGAUGCCAAGAAAAUGAGGCCUUCUGGUAAAAGCGACUCUCAAGUUGAAGAGUCGGAGGAUACGGUUGAUGAUGAUGGCGAGAAAAAGUCAUAUGAAGUUCCAAUUGAAACCAAAGAGCCUAUUUUACCGGAGCAAAAGACGGUGACUGGUGAAGAAGAGGAAGAAAAUCUUCUCAGGAUACGUGGUAAGCUAUAUGCGUUGGAGGACAAACAGUGGAAGGAGAAAGGAGUAGGCCAGUUACGUUUCAAUGUUCAACAAGAGGACGACUCUCGAGGUCGAUUUGUGAUGCGAGCAGAAGGGAAUCUCCGUGUACUGUUAAACUUUCCGAUUUACUCAGAGUUUCAAAUAGAUAGAGCUAGUGAGAGAAGUGUGCGGUUCUGUGCUCCUGGAGAAGACGGAAAACCAAAGAGUCUUCUUUUUAGAGCUUUUUCAAAGGAAGAUGCCACAAAACUAGAAACAACUUAUGUAGAAUGGUUAAAAAGGAUCGAACAAAAAUAAUAAUUGAAAUAGAAGAAAAGCCCGCAUCUGAACUUUUGUAGUAAAGGCAUAUCUAACACA